Molecule: messenger RNA, 1938 nt
Organism: Cuscuta campestris
Lineage: Eukaryota; Viridiplantae; Streptophyta; Magnoliopsida; Solanales; Convolvulaceae
Source: the annotation of a GenBank genome assembly
UGCUUAUUCCUGACAUUUAUGGGGAAUUAAAACAACCAAUGCAAUACUUAACUUUACCCUCCAAGUAAUAGAGCUGAUUUACUCAAAAAGGAAAACAAUGGAGGGAAUUCAAAACGCCACAAAUCCUCCGUACUCCCUAAUGCACGCAAAUACCCCUGUCCAUAUGUCACCAUCAAAGACCUCUGUCCCAUGGUUAAUUGACGCCGGUUGAGCUUUUGUGCACCAGGCGCCAAAACUCAUCCAGCCGUCCACGUGUCGCCAUCUGCCAAGCCACAGCGAGUCACUCCGUUACCCCGCCUCUCUAUUCCUCGUCCAACCCCACGUCCCCACCACCUGGCUCCAAGAAAAAUACAGUCAAGAAGAAUUUGCAGGCCCAGCACAAGUUCCUCAUGGUGGAAUGUUGUGAUACCUGUGGUGAUAUUGGGAUUAAAGAAACAAUCAUUACUUGUGCUAAGUGCAAAGUUAGCCAAGAACAUAUCUAUUGCACCCGAGAGUAUUGUGAGGGCCCCACAGACGACUGGCAAUGUGAGGAAUGCAGCCACAGGAAUGAGGACAGGUUAUUGUUUAGGAAAACUCUGAGUAGUUCUGAGGCACCAAAGCUGAUAACCAAGAACUCGCAGUCCAGAAAGCUGCAACAAGGUCGUGUUAACUGGGAAAAGAAAGUUCUCAAGGGGAGAACAAAGUAUCUUUCUGUUGAAGAAGUGCUAAAGUUACCGGAACAACAAACUGUUGUUUCCAGUGUAAAAGAAUCUCUUCACUUAACUCCACUAUCACAUAGGAAACGCAAACCAACCCCACUAUCACCUAAGAAACAAAAACCAACUCCUAUGUCACCUAAGAAACCCAUUCCCACUCCAUUGCCAAGGAAAACUGUCAAUCCCAGGGAUACAUUGGCUCCUAAUUGUCAGCCACCAAAGAAGAUUCAUAAGGUGCCAAAAGGUCCAAAUGUCAAGAAAUGUUCGAAUGACCCACUCAUUCAUCCCUCCUGGAAAGGGAGCUUCAGCAUUUGUGAUAGUCUAAACUUUCACGGAUUCCAAGCUCAUCACUCAUCAAAAGCAUGCCAAAAGGUUGUUGAGUUUACAAAGCUGUUGCCCGACAUUCUUGAUUUCAAAGUAGUUCCAAGAGGGAGUGUUUGGGCCAAGUUAUUCCAUGACCACUGCCCUACGAAAGACGAUGUAGGACUCUAUGUAUUUCCCACUGACAUGGAAAGCUUCAUGUUUACAGCUCCAAAGAAUAUAUGACCCUUUUAGAGUUGAUACGAGGCAAAGACGUGGUGAUGAUCAAGCAGCUUGGAAAUGUAGAAAUGCUUGUCUUUGCAUCCACGGUUCUGCAACUAGACUGUCAGAAGGUGAGAGGGAGACACUUCCUCUGGGCAUUGUUUCAUCCCGUGGGCAAAACGGAUUCACAGCUUGAAAUGACAGAAAGGGAAGGAGCAAUAGUAGAAGUGUAUGACAAUGUGGAGGCUGUUGACAUGGAGAUAGACAUGAUGGGAGGGCAAAACUUGGGCAAUGCAGAUGUGGUGGUUCCCCAUAGCCACUCUAGAGACAAUCAUCAUUCCCUUUUGGCCCUCCCCAACAUUGAAAGGAAAGUGUUUCCAGAAGUUCUUCCGGGUUCCAAACCAAAGUGUGGUGGUCCUCCCGCUUCCAAGACGACCCUACUCCCUGUCAAAAUAGAGCCGUGCGAGGACGUGCCCCCUGGCUUUAAGCCGCGAAGGGUACCACUACCAGCUGGAAUGCAUUUUGUCUCUGAGAGGGGAAUAGGGAUUGAUGGUUAAAAGAUGAGUGACAUUUUACAUGGUAAGGUAGGCAAAAGCUUGUAUCUACAACAUCCUUUUAGUGCCUUUGAUACUUCAGAAGUAGCUUUAACACGCAUGCCUCCUAAUUAAGUUCACAUUUCCAUGUUAGGUAAAAUUUGAAGUAAAAAAGAGAACUAAGUUUG